Messenger RNA from Pararge aegeria (speckled wood butterfly), 1312 nucleotides. Its product is annotated as venom protease-like. The transcript is spliced from 8 exons. The record is from RefSeq and is a predicted model, not a curated record. The coding region runs from base 76 to 1215 and encodes 379 amino acids. Gene Ontology annotation, biological process: proteolysis. NCBI's taxonomy places the organism in Eukaryota, Metazoa, Arthropoda, Insecta, Lepidoptera, Nymphalidae. Gene Ontology annotation, molecular function: serine-type endopeptidase activity.
UUAGGUCCAAAAGCGCUAUUUAAGUAGAUUUAUAAUAUUCAAUUUUAAAAUUUUAACGUAUUAAGUUUUAGAAAUAUGGUGCCACUGCUAUUUGUUUUUUGGGUAUUCCAAAUUGUUUCCUGUCAAAUUGUAUUCGAAGAGUCAUGCACCACGGUGGCUGAAACCCAUGGCAUAUGCCUCGACGUCUCGCUAUGUGAGCCGUAUCUGAAACUGUUGAAGAAGUUCGGCCACACGUCCAAAGUCCACGAUCUGCUGAAGAAGUCCACGUGCGGCUAUAAUGGCACUACUCCCAAGGUAUGCUGUCCUCGGAAACCCAUACAAACUCCGACUACAGCGCCCUCGCAAACAGCCACUGUUAAUAAUUCCGUAAGAAAUAAUGGGGAAAAAGCCGAUUACAUUGCUGCGUUUCCAUCCCCACCUGAAUGUGGGAUAAGUAAUGCUAGUUUCAGCAGAAUCGUUGGUGGGGUGGACGCUGAACUUGGUGAUUUGCCCUGGAUGGCGUUGCUGGGCUAUGCAGCAAGGUCAGACCGUGCAAACUGGCUUUGCGGCGGAUCUUUAGUCAGUGCCCGCCACGUCGUCACCGCGGCGCACUGUAUACACCGAAAGGAAAACUCUUUGUACAUCGUUCGCCUGGGAGAGCUGGACCUUGAGAGGGAGGAUGAAGGUGCAACUCCUUUAGACGUGCACAUAAAGCGAAUGAUAAAACACGAGCUUUACAACCCCAAGUCGUUUGCAAACGACAUCGGCCUUUUGGUGUUGCAAGAAGACGUGCAUUUUACCAAACUAAUAAGACCAAUCUGCUUACCUUGGGAUGAAAAACUGCGGUCUGCAGACUUGGUUGACUGGACACCUUUCGUAGCUGGAUGGGGUAAACUAAGUACUCAUGGAGCUCAAGCGACUCAUUUACAAGUUUUGCAGCUACCAGUGUUAUCCAACGACGUGUGCAAGCACAAUUUCUCCUUGUACAAGGACCUAGAGAUAGAUGACCGUGUACUUUGUGCUGGGUAUACCACGGGUGGCAAAGACGCCUGCAAGGGCGACAGUGGAGGGCCGCUGAUGCAGGCUUUUCCGAUAAACCACACGUCUAUCUUCCAUCAAAUCGGAGUAGUAUCGUUUGGGCUGUUGGAUUGCGCGCGGCCCGGGUUCCCAGGCAUCUACACCAGGGUCACCAGCUUCAUACCUUGGCUGCGAAGACACGCCCUUGGAUCUCCAUAAACCUAAGCCGAAAAUACUAGUGUACCUACUCGCACUCGCGGUGCACGGGAAAUAUUUCUAAUAUUCACAAGGAAAUAAAUAUCCCGAGAAAUAAACG